UUUGCGAUUACUAUCAGUUCUUUGUGCUUGCAACGCAAUUUUCUGCUUCAAUUGUCCCUCGGGACGAUUGGUGGCUAGUGAUGUUCGAUUUGUUUGGCUUCAUACGGGAACUUAUCAGCAGCAUGUUAGCGAUCUUUUCGUUCGGUAGGAAGAAAAUUUCCAACUCGCUCAGCGUGUACGUGAAGACUAACACGGGGAACACUCUGGCUGUCGACUUGGAGCCGCAUAUGGACAUCAAAGAUGUAAAGGAAAUGGUGGCACCGAAGCUUGGUCUCGAACCGCAAGAGCUAAAGAUAAUUUUUGCUGGCCGCGAAUUGUCUGAUUCAACGACCAUCAGUGAAUGCGACCUCGGUCAGCAAUCAAUAAUACAUGUUGUUAAAACAAGGCAACAGCAACCGCAGAAGAAAACGUCGAAACAAGCCUUUAACGAGACGAUUUCGGAAGAUGCAGCAGCUGAAGAACAUGCUUCCAAACCGCUGUCGGAGACGAUGGUCGAGCUUACGGAGGUGGAUGAACGGAACACCGGAUCACCGCGGCCUAGUGAUGACCCUACCAUGCGUAGAAAGGCUCACUUUUUCGUUUACUGUUCGCAGUGUGAGAAGGUUUGCACGGGAAAGCUGAGGGUACGUUGCGGAAUUUGCAGUAGCGGGGCGUUUACUGUCCACCGGGAUCCAACCUGUUGGGAUGAUGUGCUGAAACGGAAGCGUAUUACCGGACAUUGUGAAAAUUUCGAAGUUCCCUGUGUGGAAAACAACGAAGGUGAGCCUCCAUUUACGGAAUUUUACUUCAAAUGUGCGGAACAUUCUUCCGGGGGAGAGAAAGACUUCGCUGCGCCAUUAAACCUCAUAAAAACCAAUCACAAAAACAUCCCCUGUAUCGCGUGUACCGAUGUGAGUGAAACCAUUCUAGUCUUCCCGUGUGAAGCUGGCCACGUAACUUGCCUGGAUUGCUUCCGCCAGUACUGUGUGACGCGUUUGCUCGAACGGCAAUUCGUUGAACAUCCGACCGGAGGGUACACGCUUCGCUGUCCGGCUGGUUGCGAGAAUUCCUUCAUCGAGGACGUGCAUCACUUCAAGCUGCUUAGCAAAGAUCAGUACGAUCGCUAUCAACGCUUUGCAACCGAAGAGUUUGUGCUGAAGAACGGGGGAGUUUUGUGCCCGCAGCCCGGAUGCGGUAUGGGGCUGCUGGUUGAUCCCGAAUGCCGUCGGAUUCAGUGCCAGAGUGGUUGUGGUUACGUGUUCUGUCGAAGUUGCUUGCAAGGGUACCACCUGGGAGAGUGUUUGGAAACGCCAACGCAGCUCAACGCCGGUGGUGAGCAUGGAUAUGCGAUCGAUCUGGCCCGCGCCUCGGAAGCUCGCUGGGACGAGGCGACGAAGAUUGCGAUCAAGGUAACGACCAAACCGUGCCCCCAGUGUCGCACGGCAACGGAACGAGAUGGGGGCUGCAUGCACAUGGUAUGCACUCGUUCGGGCUGUGGUUUCGAGUGGUGCUGGGUCUGUCAGACGCCCUGGACAAGAGAUUGCAUGGCGGCCCAUUGGUUCGGUUGAUUGCAUUCGCUAACUCCGUACGUUAAUAGCAAUUUAGCUUCGAUGAUCUUUUUACAGAAACUGAAGUGAUUACAGGUGUUUUCCUUGUUGAUAGGAAUAUACCAUACUUGUUAUA
Molecule: messenger RNA, 1662 nt
Organism: Anopheles coustani
Lineage: Eukaryota; Metazoa; Arthropoda; Insecta; Diptera; Culicidae
Gene: park
Product: E3 ubiquitin-protein ligase parkin
Exons: 5
Coding region: 81-1547 (488 amino acids)
Biological process (GO): positive regulation of proteasomal ubiquitin-dependent protein catabolic process; autophagy of mitochondrion; regulation of cellular response to oxidative stress
Cellular component (GO): mitochondrion; cytosol; ubiquitin ligase complex
Molecular function (GO): zinc ion binding; ubiquitin protein ligase activity; ubiquitin conjugating enzyme binding
Source: RefSeq, a predicted model, not a curated record